CAAUUUUUGCUAGAGAAAAGGAACUAUCUCUCCUCCGCCCAAAAAUUCGUACCUGCAAUGGAUCACACCGCGGAGCACCUCGACCCCGCAGCCUCGGCGUCGGCGUCCGCGCCCGCAUUUGUCGCCGAGGUCAACGCGUGGCUGGCAUCCCUGGCAGCGGAGGGCGGCGGAGUGGGAGGGCGCGGCGGUGGGGCGGUGGUCUCCGAGCUGUCGCUGGGGCCCGACCCCACGCCGCGCGGGGUAUCCUAUCUCCGCGCGCUCGCGGUGGCGUCUCAGGCGCGGUCCCACGCAGCCGGGAUCGCUGCCUCGGGGCUGCGCGCGCAGGCCGUGGAGUAUCAGGCGGAGGCAGCGCGCUUGCGGGAGGCGCUGGAGAGGGCCGGCCUUGCGCGGGACGCGCUCCCUCCGCCUGCUGCGUCGGCCGCGCGCGCCGUCGCCGCUGUCGCGAACCUUCUGGCCAUCCGCGACACCGAAAUGAGCAGCUUCGUGGUGGCCAGUGCAGAUUUAUGGUUGAGGAGAGCAGAGGUGGAGGAGAAGAGGGACAAAGUGCAUAAAGAGUCAAAGGCACUUCUUGAUUACACAAGGAAGGCCAUCACCAAGCUUACUGAGCUCAAGAGGAUGCUGGAGAAAUUUAAAAAUGAUGUGGAGAAGCAACAAGUGGAGCAAAUGGCAGACUGGCAGACAAAACUGGUCAUGAUGGACUCGAAGGAGCGGCAAUAUAUCCUCCAAGUCUCAAAUUACAAGGCAAUGCUUAACAGAGUUGGAUACACGCCAGAAAUUAAUCAUUGUGUGUUGAUGGAAAUGGCGGAACACAAGAAGGAUCUUGAGAGGAAAACUAAACCCAUUGCCGACACAUUACGUAGCUACCAGGAUUUGCCUCCAGAUAAAGCUCUCGCUGCGUUAGCUAUAGAGGACAAAAAGAGGCAGUAUACAGCUGCAGAGAAGUACCUUGAAGAUGUGUUGCAAUCUGCUUUAACAACACCUGGUCUAUGAUGUGGCCAUGUGGGUUUGACUAAAUGCAAAGUUCUAUUUGGCGUGUCUAAUGUCUUAGCAUUGAUUGAUGGUGUAAUGGAGUCGAUUCAUUUUCUUGGAAGUUGUGACUUCGUUAUGUAUUCCUGUAAAAUCCAUAUUCUAGUGUUGUCCCAACUACAACAAAUUUAAUCAUUGAAACUAAAUAUCAUCAGAGAGAAUAGGCACUUCCUCAGGACC
Molecule: messenger RNA, 1206 nt
Organism: Hordeum vulgare subsp. vulgare (domesticated barley)
Lineage: Eukaryota; Viridiplantae; Streptophyta; Magnoliopsida; Poales; Poaceae
Product: AUGMIN subunit 1
Exons: 5
Coding region: 58-990 (310 amino acids)
Biological process (GO): spindle assembly
Cellular component (GO): cytosol; HAUS complex
Source: RefSeq, a predicted model, not a curated record